UAUUGUAGGAGUAGUACUAGUAUUGUUAUUUUAGAAAAAACAAAUAAAAGGACGUCAGAAAUGGCAGAAACAAAUCGCAGAGCUAACAUGUACGGACGGGAGACAAUUAACGCUGCACUUCACCACCAGCAAACUCAGAUCGACGACGACGACGAUGACGACGUCGCCGCUGGAACUGAAGGUGGCGGCGGCGGUGCUGAUGGAGGAAGAGAGUCUAUGGAUAACAACCCUAACAUCCGCUACGACCAUCACCACCAGUCUCAUAGUCAUUCUCACGCGCUUCACAACGGCGGGGAGUCCAUGGAGAUGAAUGGUGUGGAAGGCGUUUCACAUAACGCGUUGUAUUGUCCCCCUAAUACCGAAAUAGUUCAAACUGCUGUUGCUGCUGGUAGUGGAGCCUCCGAUCAGCUUACGCUGUCGUUUCAAGGCGAAGUUUAUGUUUUCGAUGCUGUUUCUCCGGAAAAGGUUCAGGCGGUGCUGUUGUUGUUGGGGGGAUAUGAAGUCCCUGCUGGAAUCCCUACUGUUAGUGUGGCAGCCCAAAGUCAGAGGGCUUCAGCUGACUUUCCUGGAAGAUUGAAUCAACCACAAAGAGCUGCUUCUUUGAAUCGUUUUAGGGAAAAGAGGAAAGAACGGUGUUUCGAUAAAAAGAUCCGUUAUACUGUACGGAAGGAAGUUGCGAUGAGGUAAUAGAGCUGCAAUUUUUCAUGCAUGAUCUCGUCU
This is a messenger RNA of Nicotiana tabacum (common tobacco), 720 nucleotides long. The record is from RefSeq and is a predicted model, not a curated record. Lineage: Eukaryota; Viridiplantae; Streptophyta; Magnoliopsida; Solanales; Solanaceae.